UAAAUCUGGUUGUCAAAACAAAAUAAUAAUAAAAAAGUUAGUGAUACACAAAACUUCUUUAAGAUCUUUAUAGAAUGGAAUAUAAAAUGGAAAUCAAAAAAGAAAUUGAAGAUGAUUGCUGGAACCAAAUUCCUGUGAAAUCGGAAUUUCCUAUACAAAACCAAAAUCCACUUUCUGAUAAUUUCUGCAAGAUUGAAGGCAUUCCCAGAGAUCAGCCCCCGGAUAGUAGUACAUCAUCUAGCUUAGAUAUUAAGCCCAAGUUAGAAAAGCAGGAAGAUAAUGGACCUAAGGAAGUUGUUGAGUUUGUAAUCAAGGAAGUUCAGCCAAUUGAACAAAAGUUCUACUGUCCACAAUGUCCAGACUUUUUUAUGAAUGAAAUAGAACUUUCCCAACAUAUUAUUUCACAUUUACAAAGUGAUAGAUUUCCCUGCAAUUUUUGCGGGAAAACUUUCAAGAAUCCAACUUAUCUGAAGCAACACAUCAAGAGGCAUACCACCAAUGAAGCAGAAUUCCAAUGUGAAAUGUGUACGAAAACUUUUAGAUAUCGAACAAGUGUCAAGCGACAUAUUUUGGAAUUUCAUUUGGGAAAGAAACCUUAUGAAUUGUCCUCAAACAGAUUCACCUGUGCUGAAUGUGGUAAAAUCUUUUGGCACAAAGCCAAAUACGAAAGGCAUUUGCUAAAGCAUACGGAUGUCAAAAAUGUCGGUUGUCCUUUGUGCGAUAAGAAAUUUAAGCAUAAAUUCUAUUUGGAUCGACAUAUGUCCGUUCACAGUGAAGAAAAGCCAUUUACUUGCAAUCUCUGCAAUAAAGCAUUUAGACAAGAAUAUUAUCUUAAAAAGCAUUUAGCUAGACAUAAUCACAAAGCUUACAAAUGCAAUUACUGCCAAAGAUCGCACAGAGACAUUGAAGGAUUAAAGAGUCACAUGCACCUCUUUCACAGAGGCCUUCCAAUUGACAUUCAAUCUGAAUGUGACCCUAUUGCAUGCACCGUUUGCAGUGAAAUUUUUGAGAAUUUAGAAAAUCUCAUGAAACACGUUAAAAUUCAUCCCAUAGACAAACCCUUUGAAUGUGCAAUUUGUGGAAAGACAUAUAUCAACAAAAGAAGAAUAAGAGAUCACAUUGGAUUCGCCCACGAUAGAAUGAAUAAAUCUUACCGGAAAAAUCGAAAACCACGAGCAAAAAAGCCCAGGGAGAAAAAAGUUCCUGAUCUUAAAUGUAAAAUAUGUCUAAAGGAUUUUAAAGCAAGAAAAUACCUAACAAGGCAUAUGAAAACCCAUGAUAAGGAGAGACCAUCAUUCCAAUGCAAAAUUUGUGGCAAGAAACUAAUGCACCAAGCCAAUUUGCAGAGUCAUGUAUUGUCACAUCAAAAUAUUAAGGAACCUUCCAUUAUAAAAUGCCCAAAAUGCUGGAAAACUUAUAUGAAGAAAAAAUGCUUCGAGAAGCACAUGGAAAAGCAUCACAAGGAUUCAUCAAAAGAUCAAGUGGUCGUUAAAAUUGAGCAGGAUGAAUCUAGGCUAGAAACUGUGAUUGAAUGUUCAGACACAAUCAAAACAGAGCCUGAUUUUGAAUAUGAGAUUCAAGAAAAUGACUACUGAAACAAGUUUUAAUUAAAGUUUAUGUUUAAGGAAAGAAAAAUUGUAAACUGUAAAAAUAUUAAAAUAAAAAAUUAAAUUAUCACUUCAAAUUGAAAA
Phlebotomus papatasi is the source of this 1691-nucleotide messenger RNA. RefSeq names its product gastrula zinc finger protein XlCGF57.1-like. The transcript is spliced from 2 exons. The record is from RefSeq and is a predicted model, not a curated record. Lineage: Eukaryota; Metazoa; Arthropoda; Insecta; Diptera; Psychodidae. The coding region runs from base 75 to 1595 and encodes 506 amino acids.